AAUCCACAGAAAAAGGUAUUAUGUGAUUUGCACAAAAAGAAGUAAUUGAAUGGGUAAGAAAUCAGCGUUUGUCUUAAAAACCGAUGAAUUUCAUCAUCUAGAAGCUGAUUGUCAAGCUAAACACAUCUCAGCACAUAUCAUCACGUAGAAAAUGCGAAAAGAGUCCAUAAAAUUUUUUUUGGUGCAACUUUGAUGACUGAAAUUUUCAAAUAUGACGUUGCAGCCGUCAUCAGUUCUCGAUCUCCGCAAAAAAACACAACAAUCGGAAUGAAAAAAAAAAGUUUUUGAAAAGGAAAGGAAAGAAGAAAUAAAGCUGAAUGUUGUUCGCUCAAUACUUAUUAUAUACUUUAUUUUCUUUCCUCUACAACGUGAACUGAGCCACACAUUCAGUUCAGUCAGUCAUUCAGAAACUGUUGAGUAGCGAGGAAUACAGACAGUAAUAUUAUUUUUAAACAACCUUAGCGGCUUCUUGCGUUUAAUUUUAUUUUAAUUUUUUUUAUUAUUUUUGCUUUUCGCGAUUGUCUCUUUUUUGUGUUAUUUUUUUUGUGGAAUUUUAUUUGCGUAUGUCGGGAUAUAUCUCCGGACAGUAGCUGUGAAAAGAAGACAUAAAAGUGAGAAACAACAAGUGUGUUUUCCCAAUUCCUUCAUAAUCGUGUGAUUUAGUCACUGUAACAAUUAAUAAGAAAAAUAAGAAGAAAAAAUAAAAACAUAAAAAAAAUUUAUUUUGUGUGAAUUUUUUUUUUCUUCAUAAAGUGCGAAAUAAAAAAAUUUUAAUAGUCAAAUAUAAAAAUUGUUUCAAAUGACACUGAUAAGUAGAUGAAGUGUGGAGGAAAUUGUGAUUUAUUUUUAGUCGACUUAAUUUAAUUUAUCGCUACGUGAACUCUAGUUUUGUGUGCUAAAUGUGAAAUUUUAUUUUUGCGAAAAAAUAAAAUAAAUAAUUUUGUGUUUGUGGAAUCGAUCGAAACUUUUGAUGUUAGAAUAAAUAUCAUAAUUAGUCAACUUGUUGUGGAAUAAAAAUUUUUUUAAAAGUCGGUAGUUAAAAGAAGAAGGAAUCACAGACAGGAAAGAAACUUAUUUUAAUACGAUUACGUGCGAGGACAGGAAAAAAAAUUCCCAUAUUGGAUUUGUGCAUUUUAUUCGAGAAUAUUGGAUUCUAUUCAGCCCAACAUUCGAUUCAACUUUUAAUAGAAACAUAAACAAAGAGUAAUAAAAAGCUUAACAAAAUAGAUCAUUAAAAAUGUCACAAAUAAACAGCAAGAAGAAACUACAACAAAAUGUGCUGCCAUUAUUAAGUUAUAAGCAAAUCUUUUCAUUAUUAAUAUUGCUACUAGUCACAUCAUCAUCAACACAAACGCCAUCAACACCGUACGUAUGUCCAACGGAUUGCGAAUGUAACUUAGAUAACUUCAGUGCCAAGUGUGAGAAUUUAGAAUCACUUAUAGCCAGUUACAGUAGGAAGCAUGCGAGUAAAAAAUUCAUGCCUAUUAAAUCACUCGAUUUAUCGAAUAAUGAGCUUACAAAAAUAUCAAAUCAAUUGGAGGUGCUGGUGAAUUUAACAGAAUUGAAUUUGUCACACAAUAAAUUAUCGCAAGUUCGUAAGCUAAACUUCCAAUACUUAGAGUCAUUGGACUUAAGUCAUAAUCAUAUCACGUCAGGAAAGUUGUCAAAAUUACCGAAAAACAUUGUUAACCUCAAUCUUGCAUAUAAUGACAUCACAUACCUGCCCGUUGAUUUUAUGAAAUUAAAAAAGCUUCGUACACUUGAUUUACAUGAGAAUCCAUUAAAUUGUACAUGCGAUACACUUCAUGUACGCAACUGGAUGUCAUAUCAGAAUGUAUGGUCGAGUAAAGUUAUUAAAUGUACAUCACCGCAAAUUGUUAAAGGACAACCAUGGUUGCAAGCACGACAAAAUGAUAUUUGCUUGGAGGCAACGACCACGAGACCCAUCAAAAAGACAUGGGAUGAUAUUGAUGAUAAUGAUGUCAUGUUGGGUGAUCAGCCACAAAUGGAAGAUAAUGAAGGUGAUGAUAAUAAAAAGCCAGAUUAUGAAUAUGAUGAUGGACAAGACAUAUUUGAUAAUGCAAUGCUGAACGAUGAGCCAAAAGAUGAUGAUCAAUACAACGAUUAUGAUGAAAAGAUUGAGAAGGAUGAGCUUGCUGAUGAUUUUCUAGUAGUCAAGUCAGACAACAAAGCUGAAACAACAGCUGCACCAGAAAGUUCUGUCGAAAAAACACAAGCUAAUUAUGAUGAUAUGGUUGAAGGAAGUGGUGAGCCAAUGCUUUUACCUGUAAUGGAGCAUGUACAUGAAGAGAAACCUGACGAAUUAACAAAAACAGACGAAGAUGAAGAUGAGGGGUCUGGCGAAGGAUCAGGAUUCAUCCCGAUUUUCAUUCCUGAUAGAGAAUCAACAUCUGAAUCAACACAAUCAGAACCAACAACUGAAAAUUCAAGCAGUUCUGAUAGCCAAGAGAAGCCAGAUGUAGUAAAAACUAGCGAUGAAGAUUAUGAUACAGAAGAUGAUAAAGUAACUACAGAAGCAUCAUUGGUUCCAAUUCAUGUGCCAGAUGAAUCAGCAAAACCAGAUGAUAAGUCAGAAGAAGAUGAGAAUGAAACGACAGAUGCAUCAAUAAUUUCAGGUACUUCAACUAAAAAGCAUGAUUUAAAAUUGGGAAUAUUUGAAGAUAACACUGAACCACCAAUAAUUCUAGGUAAAGGUCAAUCAGGCAAGAUUGACGAAGAACCACCAAAAGAGCCGGAAGCUGAAGUUGUUCCUGAUGUAACUGAAUCUGGCGAGAAUAAACAACAAAUUAAGUCAGCAACAACCGAAGAUAACACUGGCACAUACAUAUUACUAGCUAUUAUCGGUAUACUCCUCAUCUCUUUGAUCAUUUUCGUCGCAAUGAAGAACCGACAAGAGAAACGACAAGCACGUAAUCGAUAUGAUGUUGAGAAGAAUGGCGCAACAGAAUUACAAGAUAUGGACAAGAGACAAGGAUUGUUAGGCAAACCAAUUGAGAAGAAUGGAAAUGGAAAGCAUGCAGAACAUUCGCCAUUAAUUGAUUAUCCAGACCAUAAAGAUAACCGACCAGAAUUAACAUCAUUUAAGCCACCACAAAUCACAGUCGAUGAGCCUGUCCAAGAACUUCCGCAUAAAGAGAAGGAAAAAUCUCAACAGAGUCUAUAUGAUAUGCCAAAUGGAAAUGGAAAUGUUCAUGAGCCAAUUGAGGCAGUACACGCGAGUCCAAAUAAUGGUUCCGUACCAAGAACACUUGACAGUGAUGAUGAUGUAUUCCAUCCUGCAUCCGACACACCAAUCGAUCCCGAAUCUUUAAAUGUUUCACCUGAACCACCAAAAAGAUACAGUCCAGUCUAUCCACCCGUAUCGCCGCGAUCAGCACGUUACUCACCUGUUUAUUCACCUGAAACGGGACGAGUUAAAAUCAAAUUGACUGAAACGCCAAAGCCUAAGACACCCGUUGUGGUAACGAGAAGUAGAAGUCGAGCUGGAGAUUAUGUUAAUACACCAAACAACUAAUGAAUGCUUCUUUUCUUUUGUCUAUUUUCUUUUUUUGUUUUAUUUUGAAUUUUUAUUAAUAUUUUUUUUGAAUGAAUGACGAGAAAAAUAAAAUUUUAUUAGGGCAAAAAAAUAAUAAUUUUGUGGACACGAUAGAAAUGGAUGGUGCAUGAAUGUUGAUCGAUGGGAUGAAGAAUAUUUGGAUUCUUAUUAAUAAUCACAACAAAAAAAUUUUAAAUCAAAUAAUUUUUCAGGGAGGUUGGGGGUGCUCACUAGGAAUUUUGACAAUAUUUUUGGUGAGGUAUCUAGUGAGCAUCUUCAUCCUUCUGUAUAGAAAGAAAAACAUUAAAUAAAAAAUUAUUUAAAGUAAAUGAAUAUUAAAAAAUUUCUUGAAAGUUUCUAUUAGAAAAGUAAAUAGAAUUGUUGGUUGGAGGAAUUGGUCAGUUUUUUAAGGAUGAAGAGAUUCGAACUUUGAAGAAUUGGGCUUUUUAUUAUUCAAUCAUUAUUGAUGAUUCGCAUCUCAAUAAAGUUUAUAACCUGAUUAAUACUACACUAAAGGUUUCGAACAGCAGAAUCGAUACUAAGACAUUAUCAUCUACAUAUAAUAACUCUUCCGGGACUAUCCAAACUUCAGAUUUAUGCAAAUCUAAUGGUCUUUCCAUUGUAAUACCAAAACCAGUCUACAAUAUUAACCAGAAAUAUUUAUUUGACCAAAUAAGGCAUCAUAAUCUAAAUGUCAUAUCAAAUCUUCUACAAGAUUGCAUCGCUAUUGAGUCAAAUGUCAUGAAAGUUUAAUCGUUUUUAACCAGUUAAUUCAUGUGAUUUAGAUUGUAUAGAAACAUCAUAAGUUGUACAAACUCAAAGGAUGAAAUUUGACAUUAAAAAAAAUUUGCUUAAGAAUAAAAGAGAUUGCUUAUUGCUUGGCUAUAUGACGAUUAAAAAUGUUUGUGGUUAAAACAAAGUUUUAAACCUAAUCAAAAAUUUCUUCAUCCUUUAUAUGAUCCAAAACCAGAGGAAUUGAUGAACUACUAGGUUGUCAGUACCAGGGAUUAUUACUGGUACUUAGUAUUAGGUACAGUACUAGGUCACAGGGAACGGUACAAUAGAUUCUGUCAUCGAUAAGGAUCGCAGUGCCUUCAGCUCGUCGCAACGUGUAGUAACACACCGCUUGGCUGGAACCAAUCGUCUUAUAUUAUUAUUAUUAAGUGCAGUACAAGAUUUUAAGCACUGGAUGCUAAGUACUAAAUGCUAAGUCCUAGGUCUUAAGUACUAGCUGCUAAGUCCUAGGUCCUAAGUACUAGGCGCUUUGGACUAGCUACUAAAUACUAGGCACUUAGUACUAGCUACUAAAUACUACGUACAAGGUUCUAGAUGGUUAUUAAAAUUAAAACAAUCAAACAUUAUUCUAAAUACUAAAUGAAAUUUUUAGAUGUGUUCUUGGGAUAUUUAAGAAGGAUUUGGGAUAAAUCUAGGUGAUGAUAAGCUUUGAUUAAAAAUCUUAAAACAAAAUGUGUUCAAAUUAGAAAGAAAUUAUACUUAGAAUGAUGUUUGUUUAAUUGUUUUUAAAACUCUUAAGAUUCGCACAUUCUUCAAUCAAUUCAAUUCCUCAUCCUCCCAAAGAAAGUGACCAAUUCCAUCCAGAAAACAAACCAGAGAAUAUAAAAAACAAUUGUAUAUUUAAAAAUUACAUAACACACAUUACUAUUUCAUUUAUAGAGUCAGAGU
Messenger RNA from Chironomus riparius, 5239 nucleotides. The record is from the annotation of a GenBank genome assembly. NCBI's taxonomy places the organism in Eukaryota, Metazoa, Arthropoda, Insecta, Diptera, Chironomidae.